This is a messenger RNA of Penaeus indicus, 522 nucleotides long. RefSeq lists its product as uncharacterized. The coding region runs from base 1 to 522 and encodes 173 amino acids. The transcript has a single exon. The record is from RefSeq and is a predicted model, not a curated record. Lineage: Eukaryota; Metazoa; Arthropoda; Malacostraca; Decapoda; Penaeidae. Gene Ontology annotation, biological process: chromatin remodeling. Gene Ontology annotation, cellular component: nucleus.
AUGACGCAGAGAAAAGAGAAAAUACUCUGCGUGCAAGAAGUAAGGUGGAGGGGCGGCAGAGUAAGGGAGAUCGGAGGUUAUAAGCUGUACCACUCCGGAAGCAGAACGGGAAGAAACAGCGUGGGUAUCAUCCUCGAUGAAGAGCUCAAGCAAAGGGUGGUGGAAGUCCAAUGGCCCUCAGACAGGUUGAUGCCAAUUAAGGUGCUAUCAGGAAAGAGUCUGAUCAACAUCAUGAGUGGUUACGCUCCACAGAUUGGCUGUGAAGAUCAAGAGAAGGAAAAGUUCAGAGAACAAUUUGAACAGAGUGUUAGAGAGAUCCCUGAGGAAGAAGAAAUCAUCCUAGGAUCUGAUCUGAACUGUCAUGUAGGAGAAACAGGAGGUUAUAAAGCAUGUCAUGGCGGUUUUGGAUACGGCCUGAAAAACGAGGAAGGAGAGACAAUGCUAGAGACAUUGGAAAGCUUGGAACUGGUCUUGGUAAACACCGGAUUCAAGAAGAGAGAUGAACAUCUAACAACAUACUGA